Molecule: messenger RNA, 2127 nt
Organism: Galendromus occidentalis (western predatory mite)
Lineage: Eukaryota; Metazoa; Arthropoda; Arachnida; Mesostigmata; Phytoseiidae
Product: beta-1,4-galactosyltransferase galt-1
Exons: 11
Coding region: 328-1863 (511 amino acids)
Cellular component (GO): cytoplasm
Molecular function (GO): glycosyltransferase activity
Source: RefSeq, a predicted model, not a curated record
CAUUCAAUCGACUCGAAUCGAGUUUCUGAGGGAUCGGGGACCAAUGACGAAUUCCGAGCUGACUAAUUUGCCCGAGACAAGUCAGGACUAAGGAACCUGCGUCUUCAAUAAUCGAGCGAGCUGAACGAGAGCUUGUGCUAGCAUCGCAGACUCUCAACGGCCGUACCCUCCUCCACUCCGACGGGCUCCUGGUCCCUUCAAGGGGCUCGAGGGAGGGUGUGGGAUUUACAGUGCUCAAACUCGUGUUGCGUGAUCGAAGGUGCUGAGAUGGGACUUGGAAUCGAAUGAAGCUUUCGUGCCGGAACUCCACGGAAACCGCUGAGAAAGAUGCUACUGCCCGGGAAAGGAAGUCGCGUGCUCCGACGGCAUGUCCGUCAAGCCAUGAGAAGAGCACGUCAAACCUCGGAGAGGAACGCACGAUCUGUUUAUUUCCUCGGUUUCUUCUUGGUACUCGUGGUUUUCAUGUUGCUGGCUGAAGUCGUCUACGUCGAUCCCUAUACGGCUGUCACCUCGUACGGAGGACAAUCGAAAGAUUCCUCGUGGCUGUACAACAUCGUGCCUAGCCUGGGGAACAACUUUGAAAGAAUUGAAGAAGUCCACCUCGAAAUGGAUGACACCGAAAGCCAGAAGCUCGACAGGUUGUACCAAGCCGCGAAAAUCGAUCAUUGGCAGAAGAUUGCAAACACCGCGGAUAAGUUCUUUGUGUUCAGUGCUUUUAUGGAUCGUCGGAGGAAUGUGAUCAAAUACGUGAGAGUUAUUGCCGUUGCCAGGACGAGACUCGCAGACCGCGUCAAGUGUGUUUUUUGGUCGCAAAAUCGCACAUCUGUAAUUGCGACAGUCCUCGCGUCGAAUCGUCUGAUACGAGAGAAUUGGAAUAUGAGAUAUUCGGCAUUUUUCCUGUUGUGUCCCAUCCCGUCGAACUCAGGACUACCUAAAGACUACGUACCCUAUGCUAUUUCGCUGCAAAACAUCCGGGAUCCUGUGAACUCCUUUCCGUCCAAUAUCGUCCUCGUUCAUGACAAUGAGCAUCUCCAGCAACAAGCCCCGGACGAGCGCAAGGGCCGCAUGGCAGUCUGCGUAAAGCCCAUCCAUUAUAAUUAUGAUCAGUUAUCGAAGUUCGCCGAGUUCGUCGAGUUGCACCGCAUUCUCGGUUAUCAACAUUUCUUUUUCUACAAUCACACGAUGGGCCCUCAAGUGACGAAAUUGGUCGAGCACUACAUCGAGAACGGAGUGGCUACCGUGCUUCCUUGGCAACUGGAUCUGAUCUCUCAGAAAGAGAUCCGAACGGAAGGUCUCUUCGCAGCGCUGAACGAUUGUCUAUACAGAUCCAUGUACAGAUUCCAGUAUACAGCUAUGGUGGAUUUCGAUGAAGUUAUUGUGCCUAAAUUCAGACCGAACGCGACUGUUUUGGAAUUAUUGCAACAGUUGAGCGCAACGAAUCCCACCCAUGACGGUGCAUUCUCCUUCCAAAACGCGUUCUUCUACCUUCAGUAUCCGGAUGGGGAGGUACCGUUCGCGGACCCAGCCGGAGAACUGCAAUAUUUGCGCAAAACCCGCCGGAAGGGUAAAUUGCACAACCAUCGACUCCGCUCGAAGUACAUCGUCGUUCCCGAACGAGUUCAAGAAGUCGGGAACCAUUUCGUGUGGGAAUUUAUGCCCGACUAUCACAUGUUCAACGUCAACCCGACCGCAGGCUUCCUCCAUCAUUAUCGAGUUUGUGAGUUCGGAGGAGAUGGGUGCACCGUCAAUUCUUCAUCAGUGGUGGACAAAUCUUUACAUUCCUACGCGGAACGACUGAUCCGAGCCUACUCUGAAGCCAUGGCUGUGGUUCAUCCGGCCAACUACACCAAGUAUCUACAAUAGCUCGAUCGACUACGUUUAGAUAUUGUUGGAAAGUGGACAAUUGACAUGAUUGCUAUGUGAAGACCCAAACGAUCGUAUCAGAGAGUUCAGCGAAAAGGUAUCGGAUCAUGACACGACUACCAGUGUAAGAGUCUGCAACCGUCAGUUCCUCGGGGAAACGAAUGAUCGAUCGAUCGAUCCUUCAAAGGUGGAGACGGGGCAGGGGUAUUUUCUUCUGUCAGAAGAGAGCAGAAACGGUGUAUGAUAAAGAAAUGGUUGUACAAU